Botrytis porri is the source of this 534-nucleotide messenger RNA. RefSeq lists its product as uncharacterized. Bases 1 to 534 code for a protein of 177 amino acids. NCBI's taxonomy places the organism in Eukaryota, Fungi, Ascomycota, Leotiomycetes, Helotiales, Sclerotiniaceae. The record is from RefSeq and is a predicted model, not a curated record. Gene Ontology annotation, molecular function: FAD binding. The transcript has a single exon.
AUGCCUAUCAACGAUCACCUCAAGGUCAAGGACGUCUUUGCCAAAAAAUAUCAUGCAGGCAUGUCAAAUCUGGAGGAAGGGAUUGUCGAACACUGGAACUGGGGCCGCAUUGUUCUUGCAGGUGAUGGGGCACACAAGUUCACCCCGAACCAUGGGCAGGGACUCAAUAACGGCAAUCAGGACGUUGUUGCUCUAGUCAACGAGUUGCAUCGAUGUAUAGAAUCUGUCGGAGCCAGUAACCAGCCUUCCAAAGAGGAGCUAAGCAUUGCAUUUCAACGCUGUCAGUCUACUCGCAUCGAAUAUGUGAAGUCUGAUUACAACCUUUCCGCAGCAGUGACCCGGAUGUCUGCUUGGCCUAAUUUCUUGUAUGGACUGCUGGAUCGACAUGUAAUUCCUCUGAUACCGAGUUUCGACGAUAUGAUGACGAAUCAUUUCGCUGCCACGCAUAUAGUUCAAGGGCGGAUCUUGGACUUCGUACACAGCGAAGAAGUUUUCAAGGGCAAGGUUUCCUGGGUGUAUCCGAUCAAGGCUUAA